Cladocopium goreaui is the source of this 1402-nucleotide messenger RNA. The record is from the annotation of a GenBank genome assembly. Lineage: Eukaryota; Dinophyceae; Suessiales; Symbiodiniaceae.
AUGUCGCACCCUGCGCCCGGCAAGGGCCAGGGCAAGGGCCGCCAGGGCAAGGGCCGCCAGGGCAAGGGCCGCCAGGGCAAGGGCCGCCAGGGCAAGGGCCGCCCGAGCAAGGGCUGGAUGCCCCGUGGCGCAUCGCUCUUAAGGCACCUGCAAGGGAUGCAGCCCAGCUCCAUUCCGCGCUUGGUUGGACACCCACUCUCUGCUGACGAGUACUUCUUGUCUGCAAUGGCCGUGCGUCAGGAUGCCCAGACCCAUGCAGAUGAGAACAACCUUUUGACCUUUGGUGAAGCUGCGGGUUGGGAUGUGGAUGACAUGCUGGCAGCUCAAGCACCGGCACGGAACAUGGGUUCUGUGGGAAGUGGCGAAGGUUUGGUGGGCACCUGUGGCUUCAUGGGCGUGGCGGCGGGAAAGUAUGCUGCCAGACUGAAGGCGGUGGAGUUGAACGCUACAUUUCAUGACCAAGGGGAUGCCAGUUAUGAGGCGCAGGCGGCCAGCUAUGCCCAGCUGGGCCUUCGCGUGGUGGUGAAGGUUUCGGGCUACGCCACCCACCGUGUCCAGUUGCAGGAUCCCACUGAGUGGUGGCCCUGGCUGCGCGCCAAGUACGCCCCCUUUGUCAACGAAGGCGUUUUGGUGGGUCUCUUGUGGCAGCUUCCGCCAUCUUUCACCUGCACUGAUGAGAACUGCCAGCGUUUGGAGACUUUGGGCGAGCUCCUGCGUUCAAAAUCUCAAACGGAGCCCUGGUUGGAGCUGAGACAUGCUUUUGAAUUUCGUCACUCCUCCUGGUUUCGCAGCCCUCGAUGGCGGGAAGGCUUCAAGAAGCAGCAGUUGAGCCUGGUGAGUCUUCACUUGCUGAACGACACCUCCUGGGCUGGUGAUUUGGAGUCCGGCUGGCAUGGGCUGCCAGAGGAUUCGGCGCCGGACUUCGUGUACCUGCGCUGCUUCGGCACUCGAGGUCGAAGUAUUGGAAGCUACAGCAGGGAGGAGCUGCAAGACAUGUUGGCUGUGACCCAGAGAUCCACCUCCUCAGUGGUGAUGUUUGGUCAAGGUGACGCGCCCAAACAGGCCUUGGAAAAUGCCUGGGACUUGCAGGACCUGAAAACUCCUGGAGCUUCGAGCCAUGUGAACCGAAGUGAUUCCAAGCUGGCUGGGAAGGUCUGCAGCGGUGUGGUGCUGCGGAAGGGACAGGAUCGAACGGUUCUCUCAGUCACUCUGGAGGAUUCCCAAAGCCGCACCGGAUAUUUGGGCUCCAGACAUUCGCGGCGCCGGGGGUUGAAGCUGCGGGUUGGUGAGGUCCUGGAGCAUUUGAGGGUGGAAGCGGAAGACGCUUCAGGUCGUUUGCUGUUGAGUGUUUGUGACAUUGGCUCCAAAGAGAGCGCAGAAGCAGUGAAGGACAGUUGAAAGA